This is a messenger RNA of Scylla paramamosain (green mud crab), 4680 nucleotides long. RefSeq lists its product as uncharacterized. The transcript is spliced from 3 exons. The record is from RefSeq and is a predicted model, not a curated record. Lineage: Eukaryota; Metazoa; Arthropoda; Malacostraca; Decapoda; Portunidae. Bases 938 to 3895 code for a protein of 985 amino acids.
GAGAGAGAGAGAGAGAGAGAGAGAGAGAGAGAGAGAGAGAGAGAGAGAGAGAGAGAGAGAGAGAGAGAGAGAGAGAGAAUGUGUAAGGGAUUAAGAGAUUAAUACAGAGACAGACUAGUUGCAGAGAUGUGAAUAGGUGAUGAUGCUCUGAGCGAGCCCCGUUAUGGCACGGGCGUGGGCGAGAUGAUAUGUGCAUGGGCGGAGAAAGUGGCAGGAGUGUGGCAAUGGGCGUGGCUGUGGCAGAGGCAGGGGAUGGGUAGGAGCGAAGUCCUUCCCUCCCCGGCCCGUUAGUCAAGGCCCAGUGUUGCCAAAUCUACCGAUAAACAUGAAAAUCUACUGGAUAUUUGAUGAAUCUACCGAUAUACCGAAUGAUUUCGAAAAUAAGGUCAAAUAUAUUGGAUUUUCGAUCAGACCUACCGAGAAAUCUACUGAUAUUCAGUGUCAUGAGAGAGAGAGAGAGAGAGAGAGAGAGAGAGAGAGAGAGAGAGAGAGAGAGAGAGAGAGAGAGAGAGAGAGAGAGAGAGAGAGAGAGAGAUGUGGGGGGUGGUGGAGUGCGGGGGUGUCGUGACUAACUGAACGUGUCUUGUUCAUGUGCCAAUUCUAGCCUGACGAACAACAACAAACCGGUUUGUUGUUGUCACUGGCUCGGCCUCGGUCAGUACAUGUGUCUCAGUGUCUGCAGGCUGCACCGUUCCCAAACACCUAAGCCUACUCCCACGCACCUGUUACCUCAGAGCAACACACGCCCCACAUCCCACCAUGGAAUCCAAUCCACAUCACCACAAGAAGAAAUUUCUUGAGGCAAUUCAACACCAGCCAACAGCGAAAGGGAGAUGGAUGCCAAAACCCCCUGGGACGUGAUCACCAGGGCACUGAGAGGGAGGAGGAGCCAGGGGACAGCCAGGAAUCCCAGCAGGAUAAGGAACAAGAGCGAACGAUGGAGACAGAGAUGGAAGAGGAGGCUGCCCUGCCAUCAACACCGUCACAACACGCCCCAUCGCUACCGCAACACAAUGUGUACGCCGCGAGACAUACAAACGGGAGGAGAAACUUAGUCUGGAAAGGACUAACAGAAGAAGAAACAACCAUUUGGGUGAACAACACUUACACAGAAUUAGUUGGGUGGUCGACAUGUCAUCUGUUCGAUCCACCAAAGUGUGCAGCCACCAACAAAAUUGUACAAGAGAUGGUCAUCCUCCUCAACAAUUACUUACAAGAGUCACCCCUCGCACCGUAUGGGAUGAAACUAUUCUUCACACUGCCAAAACUCUUCUUUCAAAAGACACAUAGAAAUGCGAAGGUGGCGGAAAACGUGAAAGCCGUCGCAAGAAGAGUGGGUCUAUGGCAGAACAACCAACUGGAUGAGCUCCUGGAGGAAGCCCGAGCCAUCCAGAAGAGGCUGCCAAGACCAUCAGGAAACCAACAAAGGCAGGAAGACAAAGCCCGUAAUUUCGCUGGCAAUAUGCGGCAAGGACAGGUGUCCAGGGCUCUGCGGGCACUUAAUGAACAGCAGUCAGGUGGAGUGUUGCCCCUCACCAGGGAAACCAUCCACCUGCUGAAGGAAAAACAUCCUCCCCCCAGUGACGAGGAGGGCCUCAGGAUGCAGGGGCCUUUCCGCAAGCCCAAUGAUGUCAUCUACGAGGUGAUAACUGGAGAGAUGAUCUGGAAGAAGUCUCUCCAGACACAUGGCAGUGCUGGUCCCUCAGGACUAGACGCUAGAGGGUGGCGUCGCCUGUUGAGCGGCGCACUCUGUGGCAGCGCCGCUAACGACCUAUGCGGCGCCCUGGCAGCACUGGCGAGGAAGCUUGCCACCACAAAUUGUCACCACGUCGAGGCUCUCACCGCAUGCCGAUUAAUUCCGCUGGACAAAAAGCCGGGAUGCAGACCAAUUGGCAUCGGCGAGGUGAUAAGACGCAUCGUGGGUAAAUGCGUCAUGACGGUGGUCAAGGACGACGUAAGGAGGGCAGCGGGGAACCUGCAAGUAUGUGCAGGACAGCAGGCAGGAGGGGAAGCCGCCAUCCACGCUAUGAGGGAAAUGUUCAGUGAAGACAAUUGUGAAGCGGUGUUAUUAGUGGACGCCAAAAACGCUUUCAACACUAUUAACAGAAAAACAAUGCUUCACAACAUUCGAGUAAAAUGUCCCUCUCUGGCACAAUAUAUAGAAAACACAUAUAGUGACCCCUCGGAUUUGUACAUAUGUAGUAAUAGUGGUAAUAGUGUUAAGGUGUUAAAGUCCAUGGAAGGGACAACACAAGGUGACCCAGUGGCCAUGGCGAUGUACGCCCUCGGACUUUCAGUGCUGCAACAAGUUAUCUCAUAUGAGAAAACGAGUGUGAAGCAAGUGGCGUACGCGGAUGACCUGUCAGGGGCCGGAAAAAUAACAGACUUGAAAAAAUGGUGGGGCUUAGUGAACGACAAUGGUCCCAUCAUAGGGUACACACCCAAUGCCGCUAAGUCCGUCCUUAUUGUAAAGCCUGAACACUAUGACAGUGCAGUGGAUAGCUUCAGUGGCAGUGGAGUUAUAAUAACAAAGGAUGGACAACGGCAUCUGGGUGCUGUCAUCGGAACAGAGGAGUUCAAGAAGGAGUACAUAGGAGAAAAGGUGAAGGAGUGGAUACAUGAGGUGGAAGUCCUGUCUGACAUGGCCAGGACUGAGCCUCAUGCAGCCUACUCCGCCUACACCCACGGCUUGCAGCAUCGUUGGAGAUUUGCCAUGCGCACCAUCCCAGGCAUCAGCCCUCUCCUUGCACCACUGGAGGUCUCGAUAAGGAACACCUUCCUCCCAGCGUUACUGAGAUCCCACACCAUCGGAGAUGGGGAAAGGGCGCUGCUCGAACUUCCACCAAGACUGGGCGGGAUGGGAAUCACCUCCCCUGAGAAGUUGGCGACUGUGGAGAACCUCAACUCCCUCAAGCUCACCAGGUCCCUCACAGAGAAGAUCAUUGCUCAGGACGCACAUGGUGAAAUAGCCCAAAGUGCAGUCACUGAGCAAGGACGAACUAUAUCUAGAGAUAGGCAACAACAUCAACGAAACUGUCUCGAAGACCUGAUAAACAUCCUGCCUGCAACCACAGUGAGAAAAAUCCUCACUGCACAGGAAACGGGAGCCUCUAACUGGCUAACGUCACUGCCCAUCAGAGCGAAGGGCUUCAGCCUCAACAAACAAGAAUUUGUCGACGCCAUUGCUCUGAGGUACGGCUGGCCAAUGGAAGGACUCCCCAUUACCUGUGUCUGUGGCUCCCCCAAUGACGUCAACCACACCAUGACGUGCAAAAAGGGGGGAUUCGUAUGUAUCAGGCACGAUGAGGUGAGAGAUUUGACCGCCAGCAUGCUCAGGGAGGUGUGCCACGAUGUCUCCACUGAAACGACCCUCCUGCCGCUAGACAGCGAGCACCUGCGCUACAGAACAGCCAACACCACCAACGAGGCUCGAGUCGACGUCAGUGCACGAGGGUUCUGGACAAGGGGACAGAAAGCAUUCGUGGACAUACGGAUCUUUGACCUGAUGGCCGCCUGUCACCACGAACUCUCCCUGGAGGCCGCCCACCGCAAGAAUGAGCAUGUGAAGAUCCGAGCGUACGGGGAGAGAAUCCAACACGUUGACCAGGGCAGCUUCACACCUCUGGUCUUCACCACAUCUGGCGGGAUGGGCUCCAAGGCUCAGUGCUUCUACUCAAGACUAGCCGACCUAAUGGCAGAAAAGAAGCACCAGCCAAGGAGCCAUGUCGUCGCAUGGAUGAGGUGCCGUCUCUCAUUCUCCCUCCUCAGAUCUGCCCUCCUGUGUCUCAGGGGGACAAGGCAUUCCACUCCCAUACCUGCAGACUUAGGAGGCCUCGACUGCGAGGCUACAGUGGUGGAGAGUGGCAUAAGAGUAGAUAGAGUAGAGGUAGAGUGAAUUUAUAGUUAACAACUAAUGUCUAUAUUAUAGAGUAUUAGAUAUGGUUGGAUGCCACAGUCAUUAGCGAGAGCUGGGGCUAAUGACCUCCAAGUAAUGGAGCCCCUAAUUGACACAUCAAUAAACAUGGGGUGGAGGUAUUAUUUUAAUAUAGUAAUCGUAGUAGUAGCAGCAGUCGUAGUAAUAGUAGUACGUAGCAGCAGCAGCAGCAGCAGCAGUACCAACGGUAGUGUAAGCAUGAGUAAUAAAGUCAGCUGGGACAUCAGUAGUAGUACUAGCAGUAGUUGUAGUAGUAGUAGUUAUAGUAGAAAUAGUAGUUGUAGUAGUAGUGGUGGUAGUACUAGCAGUAGUAGUAGUAGUAGUUGUAGUAGUAGUAGUAGUAGUAGUAGUAGUAGUAGUAGUAGUAGUAGUAGUAGUUGUAGUAGUAGUAGUAGUAGUAGUAGUAGUAGUAGUAGUAGUAGUAGUAGUAGUAGUAGUAGUAGUAGUAGUAGUAAUAAUAGUAGUAGUACUAGCAGUAGUUGUAGUAGUAGUAGUUGUAGUAGAAGCAGUAGUUGUAGUAGUAGUGGUGGUAGUACUAGCAGUAGUAGUAGUUGUUGUAGUAGCAGUUGUAGUAGUAGGUAUUUUUUUCAUAUUUAUCAUUAUCAUUAACAGGUUUUUUUUUCUUUCUAGUAUUAUUUUGAUAACAAAUAUUCUUCUUCUUCAUCUUCUUCUUCUUCUUAUUAUUAUUAUUAUUAUUAUUAUCAUUAUCAUUAUUAUUAUUGUUGUUGUUAUUAUUAUUAUUAUCA